This is a messenger RNA of Mercenaria mercenaria, 585 nucleotides long. RefSeq lists its product as uncharacterized. Bases 1 to 585 code for a protein of 194 amino acids. The transcript has 6 exons. NCBI's taxonomy places the organism in Eukaryota, Metazoa, Mollusca, Bivalvia, Venerida, Veneridae. The record is from RefSeq and is a predicted model, not a curated record.
AUGGAAAACGAAGUAGACUCACAUGUCCGAGAGUAUUUUUCAGCCGGUUUUUCAUUAACUGAAACACUGACCUUGCUAGAAAUUAAACAAAAUGUUAUUCUUAGCUCUCGGCAACUUAAACGGCAUUGUAAAAGACUUGGUCUAAAGAGGCGGCCAAACUGGAAUGGUGCUGUCGUUCAAGCAGCUAUUUUGGCUGAAGUUCAGGGUAUAGGUGGAAAUCUCGGUUGUCGGGCCAUGGCUAAAAGGUUGCGAACAAAGUAUGGAAUAAUGUUAGGGAGACAUAAUGUACUGCAAUAUCAAAACAUCAUAGAUCCCGAAGGUGUUCAGGCUAGACUGUCAAACAGGCUUUCAAGAAGAGAAUACUUUAACAGAGGUCCGAAUUUUCUAAUUCACAUUGACGGUUACGACAAGAUAAAGAAGUAUGGGUUUGGAAUCCACGGAGCCAUUUGUGGCUUUUCGAGACGGAUUCUUUGGCUGAAAGUUGCACAUUCCAAUAAUAAUCCGAAUAUCAUUGCUGCCUAUUUUCUAGAGUUCGUAAAAGAAAUAAAAGAUUCUACUAACUGUAUUGUACUACCUCUGUGUUGA